AAACGCUUUGAAGAAAGCAAGUGGCAACCAAACAAAAUAAUGAGCUUUAAAAUAAGCCCAGGUGAAAGGAUCAUUUAAUGUUUGGGUGAUAUUUAGCCACUAUCUAGCAAAACAAUCGAAAAAUUGAAAUCUACAUCUCUCAGAUCGGUUUGUGUAAUUCAUUGUUUCAUUUAACGGCCUCUAAAUUGCUAUAUUAUUGUAUUACAGAUAAGAUGUUGACCACUGUUCGUGAUCAGCCAACAGUGAAGAGAAUGUAGGUGGAAAGAAAUCUGAAGGCAUCUCCGAUAAAGUAGCGCAGGAGUCGGACGUGGCGAAUAAGAAAUGUGAUAUACCAGACACGAUGGCAACCACAGGUUGUGAUCAAUCGAACAGUAAUGGAAAAGGAGAUGGAAAGAAAUCUGAAGGCAUCCCUGAUAAAGUAUCACAGAAUUCAGACAAGGCGAAUAAGAAACAUGAAAUACCAGAUCAGAUGGCAAACACAGGUUGUGGUCAAUCAACAGCCAACAGCAAAGGAAAUGAAGAUGGAAAGAAAUCUGAUGGCAUCUCUGAUAAAGUACUAGAAAAGUUGGACGACGGGUAUAAGAAACAUGGCAUACCCGGUAUAACUGAUUGCGUAAAAGCACACCUGAAUGAUUGGAAAUCAGGUUCUCUAAAUAUUGCUAUCGUAGGAAAUAGUGGGGUUGGGAAAUCAAGCUACAUAAAUGCCUUACUUGGUUUGUCAGCUGAUGAUAAGGGGGCUGCACCAGUUGGAGUGGUUGAAACAACUGUCACUCUUACACCUUUUUCGCAUCCUGAAAACAAAAACUUAACAUUGUGGGAUUUGCCUGGGGUAGGAACUCCAAAUUUCCCCAAAGAUGGCUAUCUUCAGAAAAAAAACUUUAAAAAAUACGAUUUCUUUCUGGUAUUGACAGCAACCCUAUUCACAGAGAAUGAUAUUUGGUUGGCACAAAAGAUAAGUGAUUUAGGAAAGAAAUUUUAUUUUAUCAGAACUAAAAUUGACUUGGACAUAUCAAACGAUCAGAUUGCCCAUCCUAAAACCCAUACAAGGGAUAAUGUCAUACAAACAGUACGUUCAGACUGUAUUAACAAGUUGGAACAUCAAAAAUUUACAAAUCCUCGCGUCUUCAUCAUCAGCAAUUUUGGUGUGACCGAGUUUGACUUCGGGAAAUUGUCAGAAUGUCUAAUUCGGGAUGCUCCUGACUUCAAAAGGGAAGCAUUUACUCUAUCAUUAAGCGUUCUCACCGAAGAAAUUAUCAGAGCCAAAGAAAAGUAUCUAAAGAAAAGAAUAUACAUUGUUUCGAUUGCCUCGGCUGCAGCUGCUGCUGUUCCAAUACCAGGCGUAGGCUUUACUGUCGAUGUAUCAACUCUUCUUGAAGAAGCACUGUUCUACCGAAAGCAACUGCGACUGGAUGAUGCGUCAGUUGAAGAAAGUGCCGCAGUUUUGAAUAUUUCAGUCACUGAGUUGAAGAAAAGAUUAAAUUUACAAAGUCAGCUUAUUUCAUACACGACAAGAGGUCUUCUUGCAUUCUUCGGUUCCCUGGGAAUAUCGAAACUUUCCGAAAACAUGUUAAAAGUAGCACUUCCGCUCAUCGGUUGCUUCAUUGCUGCCAGUAUGUCCUACGGAGUUCAAGUGUACUGUUUAAAACAACUGUUGGAUACAAUGGUAAAUGAUGCAUUGAAGAUCAAUGAAGAGAUGAAUGUCAUCUUUGCCAGCAACACCAUUUAAGAGAUACACAAAUUACUGAGACACAAACUGGUGACAACAAUGACAACAACGAAACUAAGAUUUAGUAACCGUAAAAUAACGCAUUUGUUUGUGGACUCUAUGACAUGUAUUAAACACGUACAAUGAUUCUAAAUUUAAUGUUUAAAUGUUAUGAUUUGGAAUCACCCAUGUGAUUCACAGGUUAAAUACAAUAAUUUGGUAUAUUUGAUAUAUUUGUGGGUUUACAAUAGUUUUCGAAUGGAAAAGUGGGAUAAUCAUUUGAUGAAUGUGUUGAACAGGUUGUGGUUAUCCUAACGUAUUAAAUAAAUAAUCUUUAAUGAAUCGAAAACAAGUAAUCCUAUAACAUUUUUAUUCAAAACUAGUUUGUCCUUCAGUUGGGAUAGAAUUGUUUACAGUUUGCAGAAUUUCCAUAAAGUUUUGUAGAUCAUAUAUAGAGUGUAUACAACAUUAAUAUAUUUUCAUACUGAAUUCAUUAAACGAUUUAAAUACAAUAAAAAAGCAACGUUUUCUAUACUUAAAACACCGUCAACGUCAAAAUGGUAAUACAUGUGUAUUAAACUAGAGUAAUAUAAAAAUAUGUGAUGGCUUCAUUUAACCGACACGAUGUUGAAUAAAUGGUAAAUAGUAUUAGUUAUCUCUGUUUUCAGAAAGUUAUGUAUUGUUUUAUAGUUCACGACUGAUGGAACACCGGAGGGAGGGCUAUAGGAAUGCCCUCGCUCCGUCUGCCUGUUCGAGCUUACAUUUGCAUAU
This is a messenger RNA of Mercenaria mercenaria, 2476 nucleotides long. Its product is annotated as T-cell-specific guanine nucleotide triphosphate-binding protein 2-like. Gene Ontology annotation, cellular component: membrane. The transcript has 3 exons. Gene Ontology annotation, molecular function: GTP binding; GTPase activity. Lineage: Eukaryota; Metazoa; Mollusca; Bivalvia; Venerida; Veneridae. Bases 341 to 1726 code for a protein of 461 amino acids. The record is from RefSeq and is a predicted model, not a curated record.